This is a messenger RNA of Penicillium argentinense, 1038 nucleotides long. Its product is annotated as MDR family NADP-dependent oxidoreductase. NCBI's taxonomy places the organism in Eukaryota, Fungi, Ascomycota, Eurotiomycetes, Eurotiales, Aspergillaceae. The transcript has a single exon. Gene Ontology annotation, molecular function: oxidoreductase activity, acting on the CH-CH group of donors, NAD or NADP as acceptor. The record is from RefSeq and is a predicted model, not a curated record. Bases 1 to 1038 code for a protein of 345 amino acids.
AUGACGACCAACAAGGCUCUUGUCUUCAAAAAGGUACCCGAUGGCUAUCCUGUUGCUGGGGAGCAUCUCGUUGUCGAAGCCGUGAGCAACGCGAACGACUCGCCACCACCGAACGGAGUCAUUCUCAAAUCCCUCUACGCCAGCUUCGAUCCAUACAUGCGCCCUCGGAUGCGCUCUGUGGAGGUCAAGUCCUACACACCUGCCUUUACUCUCGGGCAAUCCAUCGACGGCGCCGCGAUUGCAGAAGUACUUCGUUCCGAUAACUCCAAAUUUCGCAAGGGAGACCUGGUAAUUGGCCACAUCCCUUUCCAACAGUACAACGCAUUCAGUCAAGAUGAUAUCAACAAAGUGGAUCUACAAAUCCUCGACAAUCCUCUAGGAAUCGAAGAAAUUCAGACUUUCCUCGGAGCUUUGGGAAUGCCUGGUCUAACAGCCUACUCAUCACUGUUCGAAAUUGGAAAACCAAAGAAAGGAGAGAUAAUAUUCAUCUCAGCGGCCAGCGGUGCCGUCGGGCAGAUUGUUGGCCAGCUUUCUAAGCAUGAGGGACUGAAGGUCAUUGGUAGUGUUGGAUCCGACGAGAAGCUUAACUACAUCAUCCAAGACCUGGGCUUCGACGGCGGUUUCAACUAUAAGAAGGAAACUCCCGCAUCGGCUCUGGCGCGACUUGCUCCGGAAGGCAUCAAUAUUUACUAUGAAAAUGUUGGAGGUCAGCAUUUGGAAGCUGCGCUGAAUGCAUUGCGAGAUUUCGGACGCGUUGUCGUCUGUGGCAUGAUUUCGCAGUAUAACUCGGCCCCUUAUCCGAUCAAGAACAUCGACAAUGUUCUUUUCAAGCGUCUUACAAUUCGUGGCUUUAUCGUUGGGGACCAAGGCAUGGGAGACAAGUAUGCCAAGGAGCAUCAGCAAAAUGUCCAGAAAUGGAUCAAAGACGGCUCGUUCAAGGCACUAACGCAUGAGACGCAAGGUAUUGAGAAUGCAGCCAAGGGAUUGAUUGAAAUUUUCCAUGGAGGAAAUAUGGGAAAGGCUGUCUUGAAAUUCUAG